Trichomonas vaginalis G3 is the source of this 864-nucleotide messenger RNA. RefSeq names its product oxidation-reduction process. NCBI's taxonomy places the organism in Eukaryota, Parabasalia, Trichomonadida, Trichomonadidae. The record is from RefSeq and is a predicted model, not a curated record. The coding region runs from base 1 to 864 and encodes 287 amino acids. The transcript has a single exon.
AUGGAAUCAAAGAUUAUUGUGAUCACAGGUGCAUCAGAUGGAAUUGGAAAGUAUACAGCUUUGCAAUUAGCAAAACAAGGUCAUACAAUCAUUAUCCAUGGAAGAAGUCCAGAAAAGACGAAAGCUGCUUCAGAAGAAAUCAUCAACGAGACAGGAAACAAGAAUGUUAAAUACUAUCUUGCAGACUUCCUCGACUUCACAUCAAUCAAAGAAUUUGCCGAAACUCUUAAACGCGAGUAUGAUCAUAUUGAUGUUCUCAUCAACAAUGCUGGUGCUCAAUUUGGCAGUAACCGCGAAACAACACGUGAUGGUCAUGAGAAAACAAUGAUGGUUAACGUAUUUGCGCCAUUCUUAUUGACAAAUCUCCUUUUGCCUUCUCUCAAGAAGUCAAAAUCAGCAAGAGUUGUAACUGUUUCUUCUGCAUCACAUAACAUGGGAGGAGAGCCUCCUCUUGAUGACAUAGAACUUGAGAAAUCAUAUUCAAUGCCAAGAUCAUAUGGAUUUUCGAAACUUUAUGUUAUCUGGGUCAUGAGACAUUUCAUUAAAUAUGCCAAUGAGAAUGGCAUUAAUAAUAUUACAUUCAAUUGCGUUCAUCCAGGAUCCACAAAUACAAGUCUUGGCCGCGAGUCAACAAAGAGUUGGCUUUGGUGGAUUAUCUAUAUGCUUUGGAAACCAAUGAUGAAUUCAAUGGAAGAUGCAGCACGUCCAAGUAUUACAUGUGCAACAUCAGGAGAUCUUGAAGGAGUAACAGGAAAGUACUAUGGACCAAAGGGUGAGGACACAGUAUAUGAAAAAUACUACACCGUCGAAAAUGAACAAAAAGUUUGGGAUUAUUGCAUGAACAUUACAAAACAAUAUUUGUAA